ACAUAUUAUCUAUACACAAAACACUAGUCUAUAAAAUUCAAACAAAUCACAAUUACACUAAAUAAAAGCACACAAUUCUUUGUUUUUCGUUCAUUCCCUUUUUGUUUGUGAGAGAGCAAAAAACAACAAACAUGGUGUGUUCAACUUCAAUUAUUUAAUUUAUCCCUCCCACUUCUUUUGGGAAAAAGGAAACAUUACCUUGGUAAUAAAUAAAAUUAAGGCAGGGUUUGGGUAGAGUUAGAUUGAGGAAAAUUAGAAUUAAGGUAGGGUUUGGAGAGAGUAGGGUGACAGAAUAAGCGUGGGCGGGUAUCCAUGAGUCGGGUAUCUCUAAAUCCAAACCAAAUCCAACUUGGUGAACAGUGUACCAGGUUAAUAUACGAACUUGACCCGAAACCCGUCAAAAUGAGUUUUACCCGCAUUAACCGGGUUGGAUACGUAGGUUUCGAGUUUUGUUGCCAUCUACUUUAUGAGAGGUGAUUUAACGGUAUGGAUUCCUGACUUUAUUGUUCUUUAUGGAUGGAUCCCUGAAUUUAGUGUACUACUUGCGAUGCCAUGGCCUCGAUAAUACAACAUAUCUUUUAAUUCCCGACAUCCACGGGGGAGAAGAGAACCUCAAGCAAUCGAAAAAUCUAAAGAGGAAAAUAAAAGAGAAACGAGGGAGAAGAGAAGAGAAGAGAAGAGAAGAGAAGAAGGUCGACCCUCCUCCUCCCGACGUGCGUGCCGGCCGAAAUCCCAGAGCUCCCCCGAUCUUUCCUUCUUCCUUUUUUUCUCUAUCCUUCCCGCCUGAAAACUGUAAGUAAUCCUCUCUCUCCCGUCUUGUUUUCUUCCUUCAGAUCUGCACCGAACGAUCCUGGAUUUGUUUUUUCAUUCUUUGGAGUCGGUUGUCGAGAUUGGCACAGAAAAAUCAGGAAAUGGGUUAUCUUUAGAUUUAGUGUUGAAGCAAUCCUUUGUCUUGAUGAGGUAGACACGGAUCUGGGAUUCCGGGGAAAGUUUUAGCUGAAACGUGGAGAUUGUAAAAUGGGGAUAAAGAAAAUGUUCAGAACCUCGGUUUACAAUCUACAGAAUUAGAGUGAUUUGCGAAAUGUAUGAAUGUAAAUUUCAUGCUUGGCAUUGCUGAAAUGUUUGAUUGUUGGAGGUAUUCUUUGAACAAUUUUGAAAAUAGUAACCGGGUCUAUUGCACUAAGAAGGGAGGGCGGAAAGGAAAACUUGUUGUGGCCGGCGUUAUUGCAGUAAGAAGAUUUCGAUUAGUAUUAGGAGGACCAUUUAUCGAGUUGGAGAAUUUUGAACAUCUUUGUGGGGUCCUAGAUCUUUGUUUGUCAAUCUAUAGGAUUCUUGACCAUGAUCUUUCGAGCUCUAGAUUGUGUUCUUAUUUUGCCUGGAUCUGCUAUGUCAUACAGAAGCAGUGGACAUGCUUUCAUCUCAUUUUAAUUGCUUAGCUUGCCCUUCCUUAGUUCCUUACUACAUUCUUGUGGUGCAUCAUGAACAAAUUGCCAUGGUUAACUUCCUUUGAUUUUCCAAGAAUGGCUCCCGAUCUAUCUCGAGUUCAUGCUCGUGAUGCAUUAGUUGUUAAACUACCACUUCCCGAAUUAUGGUUCGGUAGUUCGUUGGACUUGGUCCAUUACAAAUGACAGGGUGUCUCGGUUUUUGUUCUUGAGUAUGAAACGUCAUUUAUUCAUAGCUCAUCUGAACCUCCCCUGCAGUUAGUUCUAUAUUGGCUUUCUCCCCGCUGAUCUCACCUCUGUAAUUUACAACACUUCUGCAGUCAUUGAGCUUUGAUUCAUUGGCUAGGUGGCCCUGAUAAUUGAUUAUCAGUGAUGUUUUCAUCGUUAUAUUGGUCCUUUUCACGAGGCAUUUCUUGGUUCUGACUUGUAAUUUAUCUGAAAUGGAGUGUUUCGAGAUGAAGUCGAGUUAGCAUUCUCUCCCCAUUACAGUUGUUUCUUAUGGGGUGUAACAAAUGGUGGGUAACUGUCUCUUACUACCCUCAUUAGCAAUUGGCAUUGUUCCUUUCAAAGGUUUAGAAUGGUCUCUGCUGUUCAUUAUCUAAGGCAGAUUUGUUCAUGUUCCUGCAUAACUUUGACCCACACAUCUAUUUUGCUGUACAUUGUUCACAAAAUGGAAAUUUGUUGUUAUCAUCUCCACGGACUUCCUUCAGUACUGUAGGAACUGAUCCGAAUCGACACCCCCAAUGUUUCAGGUCCUUGCAGGAGGUUAGACAUUAUGGUACUUGACAGCCUAUCUUCCCCUCAUAGGAUAUCAUCUCUUCGGAAAGGAUUCCCCAAAGAAGAACUUGGCAGCUGGUCAACGCUCCUGAACAGACACCGAUUCCUGCUGACAGCUUUGACUCUGUUGGCCUUUCUAUGCACCAUCUACCUCUACUUCGCCAUUACACUAGGCGCCACCGCGGCGGCAGGAUCAUGUUCUGGGAUGUCCGGGAAAGAAAAGGCGUUGUGUCAUUUAGAGCAUGCUAAGACCUCUGUGACUACGGGGAAACUGAAAUUUUACUGAUGAAAUUGAUUCAGUUCCACCCAUUAUAGUUUUCUUUUCUUUUUUCGGUCUUGGGGUUUACUGUGUGAUCAAGGUCUAAUACUCUGGUAAAGCAUGUUGGAAGAGAGUCGGGGGUGACUGAUUCUGUAUCUUCUCAUUAUUAUGUAUGAAAAGGUUUUGUUCCAAGAAAAUGUGGGUGUCAGAAGAUCAGCCGAUUUAUUUAUUUUUUGGUGAGAAGCCGAUUAAUUUAUUGUAAUGAGCAAAAGUGAAAUCGUCCUUGCUGAAUAGCAAAUAUUAACUUGUUUGUACCGAAAAAUCAUUACUUCGCAAAACUGGACUGUGAAUUUUCUGAUGAGGGUCUGAAGCUGGGCUGUGAAUUUUCUGACGAGGUCUGAAGAGGAAAAUGAGAAUUUUGGAAAGGAAAAUGGGUUAUAGCAUUAUAGGUAUAAUAUUUCUCUCAAUUCUGUCGUUUUAUCAGACAUGCUUCUUUAUUAUUUUUUACAUCAAACAUGCUCACGUAAUUUGAAAGAAUGAUCAAACAUGCACUUCUGUUAAAAUUUUCAUCCAAAAACCGUUAACCACGAUCAAACUUUUGUUUGGGCGACACAAAUGUCUAAAAUAUCUCUAAUAAUUUCACUUUAGAAUU
Molecule: messenger RNA, 3130 nt
Organism: Linum trigynum
Lineage: Eukaryota; Viridiplantae; Streptophyta; Magnoliopsida; Malpighiales; Linaceae
Source: the annotation of a GenBank genome assembly